This is a messenger RNA of Aspergillus costaricaensis CBS 115574, 1089 nucleotides long. Its product is annotated as peptide alpha-N-acetyltransferase complex A subunit ARD1. Gene Ontology annotation, biological process: N-terminal peptidyl-glutamic acid acetylation. The record is from RefSeq and is a predicted model, not a curated record. The transcript has 2 exons. Gene Ontology annotation, cellular component: NatA complex. Gene Ontology annotation, molecular function: protein N-terminal-serine acetyltransferase activity; protein-N-terminal-glutamate acetyltransferase activity. NCBI's taxonomy places the organism in Eukaryota, Fungi, Ascomycota, Eurotiomycetes, Eurotiales, Aspergillaceae. The coding region runs from base 136 to 906 and encodes 256 amino acids.
CUACUACAACAAGCUACUCAAUCCACACCCGGGGGGCCAAUUCACAACCCCAUACCUCAACCUCCCCACCCCAAAUCCCAUCUCCGAUACCAACCAACCAACCCCCCCUCCGGGAUAUACCCCAAUCCAACCAAAAUGGUCGACAUCCUCCCCCUCAGCAGCUACCCCUCCUACAUCGACCUCCUACCCUCGAUCCAAACCUGCAACAUCACGAACCUCCCCGAGAACUACUUUCUAAAAUACUACCUGUACCAUGCACUGACCUGGCCCCAACUAUCCUUCGUGGCCGUGGUGCGGCCCAAGAACGGCUACAGCAAGUAUACCACCACCACCACCGAGAAUGGAGGAGGACAAGGAGCCGGCAGCGCCGCAGAACAAUACCCCAAGGUAGUGGGAUACGUGUUGGCGAAGAUGGAGGAGGAGCCGACGGAUGGGGUGCCCCAUGGACAUAUCACGAGUAUUUCUGUGAUGAGGACGCAUAGACGCUUGGGGAUUGCGGAGAGGCUGAUGCGGAUGUCUCAACGCGCAAUGGCCGAAUGCCACCGCGCACAAUACGUGUCCCUGCACGUGCGCGUAUCCAACAAAGCGGCGCUGCAUCUUUACCGCGAUACUCUCGGAUUCCAGGUCGAUAGUGUGGAGAGCAAGUACUAUGCGGAUGGGGAGGAUGCGUAUGCGAUGCGCAUGGAUCUGUCGGGCAUGUUUAUCAAUUGGGCGGAGAUUGAGCGGAAGGAUCGCGAGCGGGCGGAGAAAGAUGAGAAGGAUGCGGACGAGGGUGAUGAGGUGGGUGAGUUGGGGAAGAAGGAGGAGAAGGAGAGUACUGAGAAGAUGGUUAAGGUGAAGGUUGGGCGUGGGUUGGGAGUUGGGGAUUUGGUUGAGAAGAAUGAGGCGCAGGCUUCUUCUCAGUAAUUCUCUCUUUUUAUAAAAUGGUUCUAGGUUCGGGGGAAAAGAGGGGGGUUGUCUUUCUUGUAUAAAAUAGAUGUUAUACGAUGGUUUUUGGUAGAUCUUGUUUGGUCUUGGGGUCUUGCUUGGUAUUGGUAUGGAACUGGUUGGUGCAUGGUUCUAGAUUCAUGUUGAAAAUGCAUGCUAAUG